AUGGUUACAUCUCAAGACUGCAAAAUUCAAGAGAGAGAACAAGACUCCAAGCCACUGUUUGGCAGCCCAAGUAAAAAUGCCACUUCAAAGCUGUCCUCCAACCCAUGUGAAGAACAUCCAGUGAAAUCCAAGGAAGACAACAUAAUAGUGGAUAUAAGGCCCAGCCUAAAACAGAAGGCAGACCUUGAGGAAGGGGACAAAGUAUUGCAUGGUUUGGAAGUCCCAGGAUUUGAAGCAAUCAAAUUUGAAGAGUUCCAGCCAGACUUUAUUGAGGAGUCAAACCUACUUAGCCUCCAGAAGACACACACAGGGGAGACAUCGUACAUGUACACAGAGUGGGGACCAAACUACAGCAGUAUGUCAGUCCUUGUCAAAAACCCAAGGACUCACCCUGGAGAAAAGCCUUAUGUGUGCAGGGAAUGUGGGAGAGGAUUUACCUGGAAGUCCAACCUCAUCACACACCAGAGGACACACUCAGGGGAGAAACCUUAUGUGUGCAAGGAAUGUGGGCAGAGCUUUAGCCUAAGGGCACACCUCAUCACACACCAGAGGGCACACACUGGGGAGAAGCCUUAUGUUUGCAGGGAAUGUGGGCGUGACUUUCGUCAGCAUUCACACCUCAUCAGACAUAAGAGGACACAUUCGGGUGAAAAGCCUUAUGUUUGCAUAGAGUGUGAGCAAAGUUUUAGUCAGAAGUCCCACCUCAUCAGACACUUAAGGACACAUACAGGAGAGAAACCUUACACAUGCACAGAAUGUGGGCGUCACUUUAGCUGCAAAUCAAAACCUCAAGACACACCAGAGGAUUCACUCAGGAGUUAAACCUUAUGUAUGCCUGGAGUGCAGGCGAUGCUUUAGCCUGAAGUCAAACCUCAACAAACCCAGAGAUCACACACAGGGGAGAAGCCUUUUGUGUGCACAGAGUGUGGGCGAAGCUUUGCCAAGAAAGCAACCCUCAUUACACACCAGAGGACACACUCAGGGGAGAAGCCAUUUGUAUGCAGGGAGUG
This is a messenger RNA of Sciurus carolinensis (gray squirrel), 1010 nucleotides long. RefSeq names its product zinc finger protein 875-like. The record is from RefSeq and is a predicted model, not a curated record. Lineage: Eukaryota; Metazoa; Chordata; Mammalia; Rodentia; Sciuridae. Gene Ontology annotation, biological process: regulation of transcription by RNA polymerase II. Gene Ontology annotation, molecular function: DNA-binding transcription factor activity, RNA polymerase II-specific; RNA polymerase II cis-regulatory region sequence-specific DNA binding. The coding region runs from base 1 to 822 and encodes 273 amino acids. The transcript has 2 exons.